This is a messenger RNA of Aspergillus aculeatinus CBS 121060, 765 nucleotides long. RefSeq lists its product as uncharacterized. The record is from RefSeq and is a predicted model, not a curated record. NCBI's taxonomy places the organism in Eukaryota, Fungi, Ascomycota, Eurotiomycetes, Eurotiales, Aspergillaceae. The transcript is spliced from 2 exons. Bases 1 to 411 code for a protein of 136 amino acids.
AUGUUGAAAUCAGACUCCACACUUCAAGACAUAGAUUUCAAGUUCCCUUUGCAACACAGUCCAGGGUCCCUCGCAAUUCUUCUUUUAACUCCUGUAUCCCUUGACCCGUGCAAUCGGCAGGACACCCUAUAUCGCUUGAAACGCCUCGCACAGCACAGCGAUGGUGGCUCUCGAAGAAUCGCCGUAGCCUAUCUGCUGUCAGAUGCACCGUUCGCCAGCGCAAGCGGCAAAUCCAGUCUCAAUGGAUUGGUAGUACUGGAAAUAAUAAUGCUCGAAUCCCUCCCCGCUAUAAUGCCUACUAUCCCGAUUGCAGACGCUUCAUGCCUCCUGUCCUCGAUCCAGGACUACAUCAGCAAUCUCCAAGAUAUGCCUGGUCCACGUGCGAGCCCUGCACCGUUGCAUGGUAUAUGACGUUGGCCGUUGACGACGGCUCCACUUGCAUUGAAUGCCAUCCAGGGUACGGAGCAGAGGCAUGCUGUUGUCUAAACGGCUACGCAACCCAGGCAUUCCCACGAUUGACAGCAGUCAGAUGGGUUUCUUGUUAUGGAUUCAUUGCUACUAGGUCUUGUUAAGAGUAAAAGUACUGUCCAUCCCUUCUUUACAGAAAGACUGUGGUGGCCCAAUGUCUUGCGACUAUUGAUCCAGGGGUAGGAUGAGGGAUAUAUCCGAGCAGUGGGGCACGGCGAGAUUGCUCCGGCGGUGGUCAGGGUGGCCCGAAGGCCUGUGUCCCAAUUGGUGAUGGAGAAUACUUUUUGUGGAAAGGAC